Argentina anserina (silverweed cinquefoil) is the source of this 1958-nucleotide messenger RNA. RefSeq names its product protein DETOXIFICATION 29-like. Bases 74 to 1657 code for a protein of 527 amino acids. Lineage: Eukaryota; Viridiplantae; Streptophyta; Magnoliopsida; Rosales; Rosaceae. Gene Ontology annotation, molecular function: antiporter activity; xenobiotic transmembrane transporter activity. The record is from RefSeq and is a predicted model, not a curated record. Gene Ontology annotation, biological process: xenobiotic detoxification by transmembrane export across the plasma membrane. Gene Ontology annotation, cellular component: vacuolar membrane. The transcript has 7 exons.
CCAAACUGACUACGAAUGAAAAUGCGAGUCCAAUUCUAACACUAGCCCUAAAAAACUCAACCGGGUCCAUCCAAUGACGGACAAUAGGCAGCCACUUCUGUCGUCGAGAGAGGAGGCGGUACCAGCUCCUCAUCACCAGGUGCAUAACCACCUAGAGUCCCUCCCUCCACCCGCAAACCCUUCUUUCAUUUCCAGCAGCACCUUCAAUCCUGACACCGAUGACAUCCCUCCCAUCAAUAGCGUCCUCGACUUUUUCCGAGAGUUCAACCGAGAAUCCAAGAAGCUCUGGUUCCUUGCCGGCCCCGCCGUUUUCACUUCCCUAUGUCAGUACUCUCUCGGCGCCGUCACCCAAAUCUUUGCUGGACAUGUUGGCACUCUCGACCUCGCCGCUGUCUCCAUCGAAAACUCCGUCAUCGCCGGAUUCUCCUUCGGCAUUUUGCUUGGAAUGGGGAGUGCACUUGAGACGUUAUGUGGGCAAGCGUUUGGGGCCGGACAGCUAGACAUGUUAGGAAUCUACAUGCAGCGUUCGUGGGUGAUACUCAACGCCACCAGCUUAGUGCUGUGCUUUCUCUACAUAUUUGCUCAGCAGAUUCUGUACGGAAUAGGGCAGACGGCGGAGAUAUCAAAGGCGGCGGGAGUGUUCGCUCUCUAUAUGAUCCCGCAGUUGUUUGCUUACGGGAUGAACUUUCCGAUAACCAAAUUCCUGCAGUCGCAGAGCAAGAUCAUGGUGAUGGCGGUUAUCGCAGUGGUGGUGCUGAUCAUACACACGGCGUUGAGCUGGCUGCUGAUGUUGAAGCUCGGGUGGGGGCUGGUAGGAGCGGCGGUGGUGCUGAAUUUGUCGUGGUGGAUCAUAGUUCUGGCUCAGAUGGGAUAUAUUGUGGCCGGGACUUGUGGCCGGGCGUGGACUGGCUUCUCGUGGAAGGCUUUCCAUAAUCUAUGGGAGUUUGUUAAGUUGUCUCUUGCUUCAGCAGUCAUGCUCUGUUUGGAAGUGUGGUAUUUCAUGGCAUUGAUUCUCUUUGCUGGGUACCUAAAGGACGCAGAAGUUUCUGUGGAUGGGCUUUCCAUAUGCAUGAACAUAUUGGGAUGGACAGUCAUGGUGUCUCUUGGCAUGAAUGCAGCAAUAAGCGUGAGAGUGUCAAAUGAACUAGGAGGAGGACACCCAAGAACAGCGAAGUUCUCACUAGUAGUUGCUGUGAUAUCAUCCUUCUUUGUCGGUGUCUUCCUCUCCCUCAUCCUCAUCAUCUUCCGGAACCAAUAUCCCGCCUUGUUUUCAAGCGAUUCGGAAGUCCAGGCUCUCGUAGUGCAGCUCACACCUUUGCUUGCAACCUGCAUUGUCAUCAACAACAUUCAACCUGUACUAUCUGGUGUUGCAAUUGGAGCAGGAUGGCAAGCUGUAGUGGCCUAUGUGAACAUAGCUUGUUACUAUGUAGUUGGGGUACCCUUGGGAUUACUCUUUGGGUACUAUUUCGACUGGGGUGUUGAGGGUAUUUGGAGUGGAAUGCUGAUAGGAACAUGCAUUCAAACUAUUGUUCUAAUCACCAUGGUUUAUAGGACCAACUGGAACAAAGAGGCUGAUAUAGCAGAAGAAAGGAUAAAGAGGUGGGGAGGCCAAUCAGACAAUCCCAAUGACAAGGAGAGCAAUGUUGCAACGACAUAGAAACAACUUCGUCUUUGGGGAAUUGGAGUAGACUACUUACGAACUUAUGAGGAAGAUAGUUGUCAGAUCCAAAAUAUAUAUAUCUGGCGCGAAUUGCAAUUUUUGUUUUCCAAUAUUAGGCGGCCAAUCUUUUACAACGAUAUGAAGAUACAGAGUCAGAGACCAUUGGCCUUGACCGAUGAUUUGAAAUCACUGUAUCAGUUAUCAAUUCUACUAGACAUAGAAACCAUUGUUACCGCCAGGUUAAUCAAUCAUCUUUUUAGUUUAUGCUCAUUAUCGAAUUUAAUAUUCACAAAAUGUG